AUGGGCCCGAAGUUACCCGGAGACCUGGUGAGCAGCAUCCGGUUGCUAAUGACCAUCGACUGCGGAUGCUAUCGAUGCGAUCGUCCGGGUCUUGGUAAGAGCGUAGUGCUCGGGCAAACCGGGCGGUCCGUCCGACCAACCUCGAUGGACCGCGCUUACUCACGCCCUCACGUGGUUCGAGCCAUGGUCGUGAAGGUGCCGAGUAAGCAGCCCUCGAUUGGCGAGAUCGAGCGUUCCGACGGGUCAAAGCAACGCGGAAGAGACACGUGCGUGAGGCGCGCGGGGAUUCUGAGAAUCCCUCCUAAUCUCCUACCGGUGGAAGUCGCUGGACGUCGUGGUCAUGGUCGUCGUCGAAACAGCAGCGGGAGUGUGCGGACGAAGGAAGGGACGACGACAAGGACGGGACGGGGCCGGACGGGAGGGGAGGUCAGAGGAUGGAAGGAGGGAGGGAGGGAGGGAGGGAGGGAACAAAGUAGGCGAGAAUGUGGCGACGAGAGUCGAAGGAGGCCUUAG
Messenger RNA from Marchantia polymorpha subsp. ruderalis, 513 nucleotides. NCBI's taxonomy places the organism in Eukaryota, Viridiplantae, Streptophyta, Marchantiopsida, Marchantiales, Marchantiaceae. The record is from the annotation of a GenBank genome assembly.